Molecule: messenger RNA, 780 nt
Organism: Penicillium alfredii
Lineage: Eukaryota; Fungi; Ascomycota; Eurotiomycetes; Eurotiales; Aspergillaceae
Exons: 1
Coding region: 1-780 (259 amino acids)
Source: RefSeq, a predicted model, not a curated record
AUGUCAGCAGUCCAGGCCGUCGAGGGGUUCAGCCUCAUCAACCGCUGGCUCCUAUACACCAGCUUCAUGCUGGCACCAGCGCAGUUCAUCUCGGGCAUCGGCAGCAACUGCCCCAGCAACAUCGGGUUCCUGGCAUACAACUGGUACACGCAGCUGACGUGGUACAAGGCGAUCAAGGCGAACGAGCUGCACGCGCUCUCGCUGCUGCCGGUGCACUUCAACUUUAUCUUUGUGUUCACCUACCUGGGCGGGGUGACGUCGGGCAACCUCGUCAUGGGCGUGAUCCUGGGCCUGGGCACCGCCGGCGUGAUCAUCCUGAACACGGUCGCGGCGUGGACGGCCUGGGCCAUCGACCAGCCCGGCGGGUUCGGCGAGUACCAGUUCUUCUUCUUUGGGUGGCGCACGCUCAGCCCCGGCUGGCACAAGUUCAUUCUGGUGUGGCAGAUCGGUGACUCGCUGUUUGCCUUUGGGAGUGUGGUCACCGCUAUGGUUCUCGCUAUUACUACGGCCCUGUCGGGCUAUGGUGGUGACGAGGACGAGGACCAGAUGCCUUGGUGGACCCGCUACCCUGCCAUGCCUCUCGGUGCGGUGGCUAUGCUGCUGUUUGGGUGGCCGCUGAUUCUGUGGACGGAGCUGAUCGUGUCGCGGAACCAUAUCGAGUCUGAUACUGAUAUGAUUGCCGUUUGGUUGUUUGUGGCCCAGGUCGGGACGAUGUUGAUCCCCAGCUGCACGUCGUACUUGGGUUGUUUCAAGGGGAUGUUUCAACGCCGGCAGAAUUGA